Molecule: messenger RNA, 3393 nt
Organism: Hemicordylus capensis (graceful crag lizard)
Lineage: Eukaryota; Metazoa; Chordata; Lepidosauria; Squamata; Cordylidae
Gene: VMA21
Product: vacuolar ATPase assembly factor VMA21
Exons: 3
Coding region: 132-440 (102 amino acids)
Biological process (GO): vacuolar proton-transporting V-type ATPase complex assembly
Cellular component (GO): endoplasmic reticulum membrane
Source: RefSeq, a predicted model, not a curated record
GCCGGCGUUUCCCCCUUCCGCUCUCUCUCCCUCGCCCCGCCCUCCCACGCGUCACGUGCUCGGUGGAGUCAGCUGAGCGGAAGGAGCGGCGCGUGCUGGUUGUGGUCCUGCUUCAUUCCCCGGAGGAGGAGAUGCAGCGAUACGACGCGGCGGGGCCCCUGAGCGGGCUCAGCCCCCCCGAGGCCAGAAAUGAAGGUUCGAUAGCCUCAACUCUAAGGACGCUUCUGUUCUUCACAGCUUUAAUGAUCAUAUUGCCAAUUGGACUAUAUUUCGCGUCAAAGGCAUAUGUAUUUGAAGGCGCCUUCGGGAUGUCCAACAGUGACAGCUAUUUUUAUGCUGCCAUAGUUGCUGUGGUUGCCGUCCACGUCGUACUUGCUCUUUUUGUCUACGUAGCGUGGAGCGAAGGCUCUCGGCAGUGGCGCGAAGGCAAGCAGGACUAAAGUCCGGGUUGUGACCUGACCCGCCAGGGAAGACGUGCAGGUGUGGAGCGAGUGCCGCCCAUUGUGUACAGUGUAAUGAUGUCGAGGUUAAGGUCUCUGAUCUUUGAAAGUCUGUGAUUGAAUAGGACAGGGUUUGGGUUCCUCUCCCCUCCCUCCCUCCGUCCCUCCCAGUGGCUUGUUUCAUGGCAGCUGUGGCCCUCGGCUUCAAAAACCUGGCAGAGUUGGGAAGAACCGAAAACAAAUCAGUGGGUAAACCAGCAGGAAUGCUCCCAAUCUUUUCUACAGAUAGCUUUCACGGGGACUUGUUGGCUGUUUCCCCACCUUCUUCUGUUCAACUGCCGAGAACCAUGUCGAAAUCCACAUCUAGAUAAUUUGUAAAGAGGAACUUGUGAAUUGAGAACUUCAGCAGUUUCCAGUAAAAGAGUCUGUCUGGCAAAUGGACGAAGCUGAUGUGAAAUCUAGGUUUUCUUCUCCCCUGUGUCUUCUGGAUGGAGGGCUCAGUCUCAAGAGCCUGGAGCUGACGCUAGGCUGCAUCUUGUGGUUAAGAGCGAUACAUGUUUGAAAGAGGCGCUUCCCCUUUUUGAUGGGGAGGUGAUGAUGUAUCGUGUGUCCCAUCCAUCAGCUUAAGUGUCCAUCAGCCUUGUGAGUUCAAUCAGUAAGUUUCUUAUGCAUUCCAGUGUGUGGUUUUUAACAUUCAAUGACUUCUCCAGCCAAGUCUAGAGUUUCCUGAAUGCUGUGAUCUUGAGUCCAAUCUCUCUUUUGCUCAUGCCCAAGAAAUACUUUUUCCUCAUCGCUGGAACACUUCGCAAUGCCUGCCUUCUCUGGUUUCUCUCAAAUCUCUCAGGAGGGGGUGAUAAACUUACCCCUGGGUCAUAAUAUAUACCGAUGUUAAUCUUUUUAAGUACUCCCCGGGGGUGUAAGGACAACGGAGCAGUGUUGCUUGUAAGAGGGAUCCCCAGAUGUUGUGGACUACAACUCCCAAGUCCCCAGUUGCAGUGGCCUCUGGCUGGGGAUUAUGGGAGUUGUAGUCCCCAACAUCUGGGAAUCCUUCCUAUAGGGAGCACUGCUUAUUUUGGAGCACCAGGGGAGAGGGGUGAGCUUCCCUAGGCUGGGGGGCUGCCAAGGCACCCCCUCGUCGCCCUCAUUUCUGUCACCACCAUGCACCUGUGGCCACAUUCCCCCCGUGCUGCUGCCUUGUUCUCUCCCUGUCGUGGAGGCUGGGCAUGCAGGGAAGGAAAACACUCACCCUCCCCAGCCUGCGACAUGUUGCUUCUUGCCAGCCAGAUGCUGGAAACAAGCACGUCUUGGGUUGAAGAGGGUGACGGGCCUGCCAGGCUUUCUUUCCCAGCAGUAGCCGUGAGGACACGGAGGCGGAGCGUGGCCAGCGCAGAUGGCAGCAACCGGAAGGAAUGCUGCCUCGCCAGCAGGGGUCUGUCCCUGUCCCACUGCCCAGCUUGAUACACCUCGGGAUCAUCCACUUCAUGCCUGCUGGGCGUCGUGUGCGAAGAUUAGUUUUAAAAGAUGCUCUGGACCUGCAUUUGACACCUGCAGUUACCUGCUCCUAGUCUCGCCGUAGUGGUAGCGAGGUUUCGUGUGGUCGCCUUGUGGAACCCGCCGGGCUCCUCCUCUGCUGCCUCCGGCCAGUUUUGCUACUUGUCAACAGAUGAGCAGCUGAUACCGCCCUUGGGGCUCUUGCCAUCACGGACAAAAUGCAUCUGUUGGGCCUGCAGCACAGAAGGCCCUGGGGCCGGAUCUGGCCCGUGGGGACUCUUUUGCUGGCCUGCAGGUGGGAAUAUCCUGCAGUCACAGCUGGAGCCACGAAUAGCUCUCGGCCUGCCCCGCAGACGAUAAGCAACAGUGGCUCAGUGCAGUUGGCUGCUUGAGACCAGAGGCCCCCCGCCUGCCCUACUGGUCUCACCCCUGGUCCACUGGCACCACCCCUUCUCCCCCUUGCCUUUCCCCCCGACUCCAACCCUCUGCCCCCUUGCUUUCAUUAAUUGUAUAGUAUCCGCCUCCACACACUCAAGUCACGACUGGUUCUGGCCCACCGGCACAUUUGUGGUGUGCACCCCGAUCUUCAUGGAUGUGAAGCCCCGGGCAGAUACGACCGAGUGGCUGAGUUGGACUUGGACAACCGGGACGUGUGAGACGACGUUUUUGCAUUUGCUAUCUGUGUCCAUUUAGCAUAGCGUUGUGAAAUCAUUGGCGGGGGGGGGAUAAGGGUGUCUGGGUGUGCUCCAGCAAGUGCUGCUGCCCCCAAACCAGGGGGCUUGCACAGGACCCCCCUCCCCCCACAAGCCCGAUUGGAAGAAGGAAGCAAGUGCAACCGACUGCGGAGUGGGACCUGCACCUGAAGAUAAUGUGAACUGCUCCUGAAGAGCUGAGUUUUCCUAAGGCCCGAUUAACUCCCAGCAUUCUGAAUCUUGAUUUAUUUUUCCAAAGGCUUAUUUCUUUUUUGUUGCCUCACUAGGGCUGAUGCAUUCCACUCACACAGUUCCUGUCGACGUGUUUGGUCUAGGCUUCCACAUCUGCAAAUAAGAAUCUCUCUUUUGUGUUAGGAUGAAGCCUUGGGGGUCUUUCCAGUCCAGUGUGGUCGUCUUGCGUUGUAGCCAGUGCUCCCUAUAACGGGAAUUCUGAGAUGUUCUUGACGAAUGGGAAGGGAUGAUGGGAAUUGUAGUCAUGAACAUCUGGGGAGCCCUGGCUAUCACACCAGUUCCAUAAAGGGUCCUUUUAAUGUGUGUGAGCCUUUUGCAAAAGAGAAAUCUAAUGCGGGGUUGGCUGCUACUGUUGGCACGCUAAAGAAUAGCCCUGCAACUCUUCCGGAUUGCAGAAUUGCAUUUUUUGUACAACACUGUGCUGGGAUUUUCUUUUUCCUCAUAUAUCGUUCCUCAUAUAGAACUUAUGGUGUGGUGAAUUCUGCCUUUUUAAUAAAGCAUCCUAUGGCACGAAUUAA